Oryza sativa Japonica Group (Japanese rice) is the source of this 1131-nucleotide messenger RNA. RefSeq lists its product as uncharacterized. The record is from RefSeq and is a predicted model, not a curated record. NCBI's taxonomy places the organism in Eukaryota, Viridiplantae, Streptophyta, Magnoliopsida, Poales, Poaceae.
GCCCAACAAGGCCUACUCGCACGUCGUCACUCCGUCCAUCUCAUCUCGCCUUCUUCUCCCCCAUCUCUUCCGCGGCCGCCGCGGCGAACCCUAGCCGCCGACUCCCCCACCGUCGCCGCCGCCGGUGAUCUCGCCGCCUCGACCAUCCGCCCGCGAAAUCCGGCAGAGAGGGGGAGGAAAAAUCAUGGAUCCCAAGAAGGAGAAUCCCGGCGGCGGCGGAGGCGGUGGUCCGGCGCCGCCGCGGCCGGACUGCGUGAAGUGCUUCGACGCGCUGUGGUUCUGCUACUCGCCGUACUACCAGCUGCAGAACUACUACCGGCACGGCGAGUUCGACAACUGCUUCGGCAAGUGGGGGGACCUCGUCGACUGUCUCUGGCUCAAGACGAGGCGCGCGGCGGAGGCGGAGGAGAUCCUCGCCGCCAGGGAGAAGGCCCGGCCGCACAUCUGGACCUACCGCACCGUCGACGAGGCCUCCGACAACUGGCUGCGGAUGUACGGCCACCUUGUCGGCCUCGGCGGCGAGGACGGCGGCGGCGGCCUCGUCAGGGUGAUCACGCCGCCCUCCGCCGCCGCCGUCCCGCGGCCUGCGACGUUUCCCGGCCUUGCCGCCGCCGCUACCGCCGCCGUGCCGCGGCCUCCGCCGUUUACCGGCGCUGGCGCUGCGCCGUCGCCGCCGAAGUCCGGUGGUUCGUGAGUGUGUAGAGCGAACAUUUUGUUUGUCACAUAUGCUGCAGCGGAGUGAUGUGAUUUUGGCACUGAAUUUUGUUCAAAUUUCAACGGGAUUUACAAUGAGGAAAAUAAUGGAUUGUAUCGUGAUUAGAAAUCGAAUCGAACAGCAACUGAAGCAAAAAAGCAGUUUUUCCAAUCUUAUGCCCCUGUAUUUUCCAUCAAAUUGGAGGGAAAUUUAACUAUUUGCCACUCUUAUGAUAUGGCAAUUAACGAUUUGCCACACCGUGUCUAUGACAUGUGGGCCCUCAUGUGUCUAUAACAUAUAGGUCUAGUGGCAAAUUGUACGAGUGGCAAAUAGUUAAAAGCCCCCAAAUUGGAAGGUGUAACAUUACAUUAACAUGUGUGCGCUCUUGCUCACUUUUGAAUUUGAGGGGGAUUGCCCUGCUGCUAUAAAUUCGUUUC